This is a messenger RNA of Cricetulus griseus (Chinese hamster), 2281 nucleotides long. NCBI's taxonomy places the organism in Eukaryota, Metazoa, Chordata, Mammalia, Rodentia, Cricetidae. The record is from RefSeq and is a predicted model, not a curated record.
CCCUUGUAGAGAGUUGCCUGCCACAAGAAGGCUGGGUGCCCCUUCCUCUGGGUGUCCUUUCUGUCUCCCGUCCUGCUGUCAGGUAAUGCCAACCCCAAACCCCUGAACCAAUCACCCUAAUCAGACUUUGAUCCCCAACCUUAAGCCAGGUCAGGUGUCAGGGGAGCCUGUUCUGGCGCCUUUUCCUCAACAGGGCCUCUUCCCCUUUGUUGUUCAUUGAUUACAGAGAGUGCUGAUAGUUACUGCUUGCUGGAGUGGGAAAUUGCUCUCUCUUCUGCUUCCCAGGGUGAGGGACUGCUAAGAACAGCUUCUUUGCUGAAUGUGUCUGGGAUUGCUACUUAUCUGCCUCUUCCCCUGCUCUCCCCCCCUCACCCCACCCCCCCAGUUUAGGGACACCUUGGUUCAGCUUUCCAGGGAGUGUGGGGAUGGGGUUGGAAGCAGAUGAAGCAGCUCAGUACCAGAUGUAAGGACACAAUCCUCAGGAUGUUCCAAGGAAAAUAGAAGUCAGAACCAGAGGCCCUAACCCACACCCCAGUGAUGGGGCCCCCAGUGCGCCGUCUGUUGGCUGGCUUGUGUGUGGGGGUGGUCUUGGGCUGGGUAGGAGGCUCAGUCCCCAGCCUGGGCCCAGCUGAACAGGAACAGAACCACUACCUAGCCCAGCUGUUUGGCCUGUAUGGAGAGAACGGGACACUGACUGCAGGGGGCCUGGCUCGGCUUCUCCACAGCCUAGGGCUGGGCCGAGUUCAGGGGCUUCGCCUGGGACACCAUGAGCCUCCAACUGGGAGAGCUGCACCCCCAAGUGGCGACAAUUUCACACACAGGCCCCAGGAACCGGAGCUGAGUGUGAAUGUCUGGGCAGGAAUGCCUCUGGGUCCUUCAGGCUGGGGUGAACUGGAGGAGUCAAAGGCCCCCGAUCUGCCCCAUGAGCCAGGGCCCUCAGGCCUAGACCUCUUUCACAGACUUCUGCUGCUGGACCAUUCGUUGGCUGACCAUCUGAAUGAAGAUUGUCUGAAUGGUUCCCAGCUGCUGGUCAAUUUUGGCCUCAACCCUGUUGCUCCUCUGACCCCUCGUCAGUUUGCUCUGCUAUGUCCAGCCCUGCUUUACCAGAUUGACAGCCGUGUCUGCAUCAAAACCCCAGCUCCAGCACCUCCAGGAGACGUACUGUCUGCCCUGCUUCAUAGUGCCCUGGCAGUCCUGCUGCUCAGCCUCCCUGCUCCCCUCUCCCUGCUGCUGCUGAGGCUCCUGGGACCUCGUGUGUUACGGCCGGUGUUAGGCUUCCUAGGGGCCCUGGCCGUGGGCACCCUUUGUGGAGACGCAUUGCUACACCUGCUGCCCCACGCACAAGGAGGGCAACACACAAGACAUAGUGAGCAACCAGAGGAGGAUCUGGGUCCAGGGCUAUCAGUGCUUGGUGGCCUCUUCCUGCUCUUCGUGCUAGAAAACAUGCUAGGACUUGUGCGGCACAGAAGGCUCAGGCCAAGAUGCUGCAGGAACAAAAGGGAUCUUGGAGAACCAAACCCUGACCCAGAGGACGGCAGUGGGAUGGUCCUUCGACCCCUACAGGCAACUUCAGCAGAACCAGAGGUUCAGGGCCAGGGAGAGAACAGCCAGUCCCCACCAGCUCCAGCCGCUCCUAGGCACCGAGGCCACAGUCACGAGCAUCGGGGUGGCAGCAGUCCUAGUAUCGCAUGGAUGGUUCUCCUGGGAGAUAGCCUUCACAACUUCACUGAUGGGCUUGCACUAGGUGCCGCCUUCUCUGACGGCUUCUCCAGUGGCCUCAGCACCACCCUAGCAGUCUUCUGCCACGAGCUGCCCCAUGAACUGGGUGACUUUGCCAUGCUGCUUCAGGCAGGGCUGUCAUUCCGGAGGUUGCUGCUGCUAAGCCUUGUUUCUGGAGUCCUGGGACUGGGGGGUGCAGCCCUCGGGGUGGGGCUCAGCUUGGGCCCUGUUCCCCUCACUCCCUGGGUGUUUGGGGUCACGGCUGGGGUCUUCCUCUAUGUGGCCCUUGUGGAUAUGCUACCAGUCCUGCUGCGUCCUCCGGAGCCCCUGCCUGUGCUCCAUGUGUUCCUGCAGGGGCUGGGGCUACUGCUGGGGGGCAGCCUCAUGCUUACUAUAGCCCUGCUGGAGGAACAGCUACUGCCCAUGGUUCCUGAUAGCUGAUGGGGGCCAGUGGCAAAGGAUCCAGGCUGCCCUUCCUUCCCCCCAACCACAGGAACGGAGGCGGGACACAGGGCCAGUAGGAGCAAUAGGACUUUAAUAAACAGAACCCGUCCCAAAGCCA